This is a messenger RNA of Hansenula ciferrii, 1272 nucleotides long. Its product is annotated as MCT family MFS transporter. NCBI's taxonomy places the organism in Eukaryota, Fungi, Ascomycota, Saccharomycetes, Phaffomycetales, Wickerhamomycetaceae. The transcript has a single exon. Gene Ontology annotation, molecular function: transmembrane transporter activity. The record is from RefSeq and is a predicted model, not a curated record. Bases 1 to 1272 code for a protein of 423 amino acids. Gene Ontology annotation, biological process: transmembrane transport. Gene Ontology annotation, cellular component: fungal-type vacuole membrane.
AUGGAUCCUUUUACAAUGGAAUCUGAGAAACGUUUUAGAUUACAACUAUUGCUAAGAGAUAUACGCCAAAGUUCAAAUGGUCUUAAAAUUGUUUUAGCUGGAUUCUUAUCAAACUUUAUAGUAUUUGGUAUUGCAUUCUCUUUUGGUGUUUUCCAAGAAUAUUAUACUACAAAAAAUGGCCCUUUAUCAAAUUAUGAUGAUUCUGCAGUUGCAAUGAUUGGUACUGCUGCUUCGUCAUUGACAUAUAUGGGUGGUAUUUUCAAUAAGACAUUACUUUUUUAUUUCACAACAAGAACUGUUAUGGUUUCAGGUGGUAUAAUGAUGGGAUUAGGUUUAAUAUUGGGUGGAUUUUGUCAUUCAAUGUAUCAAUUUGUACUGUCACAAGGGGUCCUGUAUGGUAUAGGAUCAAGUUUCCUAUAUAUGCCACCUGUUGUUUGUGCUCCAAUGUUUUUCAAUAAAAAUAGAGCUAUUGCAAUGGGAGUUCUUUUCAGUGGUUCCGGGUUUGGUGGGUUAGCUAUGGCAACUUUAUCAAGAUAUCUUAUAACAAAAUUCGGUUGGCAAUGGUGUUUAAGAAUAGAAGGUUUCAUGUCAUUGGGGGUUUGUUUAAUUGCAGCUUUCUUGGUUGAAAUACCUCAAAAUGUUAGUAAUCAAUUUCAAUUUAAUAGUAGAAAAAUUUUAACUUUAUCACAAUUAAAAUCAUGGAAAGUUUGGAUGCAAUUAGCAGCUUCUUUAUUACAAUCUGCAGGAUAUUUAAUUCCAUUAAUUUUCAUGUCAAAAUAUGGUAAAACAUUGGGUUUUACUGAUAAUCAAGGUGCUAUAUUUAUUGGAUUGAAUAAUGUAAUUAAUGCUAUAUUUAAAAUAAUUUUAGGUUUUGUUGCAGAUAAAGUUGGUCGUCUUAAUAUGAUUGUUUUUUGCAGUGUUGUUAGUACAAUCACUAUACUUACAUUAUGGUUAAUAGCCUCUAGAGAAACAUUUAUUUCAUUUGUUAUUUUAUAUGGUGUAUUCUCUGGUGCUAUAAUUUCUUUAUUACCAACAUGUCUUGUGGAAUUAUUUGGUGCAGAGAAUUAUCAAUCAAUGAGUGGAUUAAUGUAUUUUAGUAGAGGUGUGGGUACAUUGUUAGGUUCACCAUUAGCUGGAUUAUUGAUUAAAAAUUCAGGAUUAAUGAGUAAAGAUUAUAAAAGAUCAAUAAUUUAUAAUGGUGUUUUAUUAUUUACAAGUACUCUCUGUUUAGUGGUUCUCAAGUUUCAAGAUAAAAUAAGAAACUUGAAUUAA